AUGUCUCCACGAAAAGAAAAGUUACGGUCAUAUUUCAACUCGCAUCCUGGGCAGCCUCUCCGGCCAAUCCUGACUUCUCUAAAUGGAGACGCCUCUUGGUUGAUGUCCUUUCCCUGCCCCGCACCACUGGAACAGGGUAACAGGCUCGGCACAAAGAGGUUCUAUCACUUCAUCACCGAUGCCUGGCUGAAGGGACCUGCUACGUUAUUAUCUCCUUGGCUUGUCUGCAUCGAGCGCACUGAGCCCGCGGCUGUGUCUAAUGGGAAUGAAGUCGACGGGCUUGUUCGCGAGAUCGAAGAGCUUGCCGCAGUUGCUCAAGGGACGGUCCUUGAUGAGGAUCCUGAUGCACAACUGCAGCAGCCGUUGUUGGAUGCUAUUCUGAUCAAGCUCCACGUCAUCGAUCACCUAAAUCGGCCAACACUGGAAACAUUUGACAGGAGUAUUCCCGUGUUUGCCACCGCCCAGGCCGCGCCGACUAUCCGCGGUUGGGGCCACUUCGAUAGGGUAGUCGAGACACGCGACUAUAAGAGGUAUAGUGGCGAUACCAGCAUCGCUAAUAACCCUUCAUCGACCUCAGAUGUUCCACCGGAAGGUCUUCAAGGCCACUGGAAGAGCUUCCACCCCGGCAAGCCGCUGCCUGACUGGCUCAGUGUGUUCAGGCUGGUGGGUGACCGCGACCUAGAACUGGCCACGGCCAUUGUCUGGUCUCACGAAGACAGGGAGUCUAACGACGAAAGAAACGGCAAGAAUAUGAAGAACGAGUUCAUUAUCGACACACCACACGGAAUCGAUAUUAAAACCGAGUCCAUCGUCGCAUUCUUCGAUGGCAAUGUCAUCCACAAGAGCACCACAGCCGAAGCAAGUGAGCGACCCGAAGUUGUCGAUAAAUUGGAAUGCCUUGCUAUAUUCGCUGGGCUCAAAGACAGUUAUGCACUCGGAAUGCGGUCAACCAUCGGCGUGGAAAGGAGUCUUCAGCUAUGGAGAAAGGCUGAACCUAGAUACUGGGUACGGAGCCAUGACUCGCCUCUUCGGUACAGUGGCGCUAUCAUGAGGUUAUUAAUGACUACAGACGUGCCUCGGACCCUGGAAUAUGGACUGGAAGAGGAGAAGAAGCAAAUGUUAAAGGGUGGCAAAGUUGAGGAUUUGAGGGUGCCUGACUUGGUGAAAGUUCGGAAUGGAGAGUGUCUCGUGCUUGAUUGA
Diaporthe amygdali is the source of this 1200-nucleotide messenger RNA. RefSeq lists its product as uncharacterized. The transcript has a single exon. The record is from RefSeq and is a predicted model, not a curated record. NCBI's taxonomy places the organism in Eukaryota, Fungi, Ascomycota, Sordariomycetes, Diaporthales, Diaporthaceae. Bases 1 to 1200 code for a protein of 399 amino acids.